AUGUGUUUUUGUCCCCGCAUGUGCUACCCUCAAAUGAUCUGGUAUCUUGCCGUUUGGGCCAAAUAUGUUCGUCUAAUAGUCACAGAAAGCGUGCUAAAUCGUUCCCCCCUCGGCCCGCGCGAGGAUCAAUUCGCUCUCGAACGGUCGAUUGGCCGAGCGAGACGGCUCUAUGGCGGGCGCGGCUUAUUCUGGCUCCUCCUCCGGCAGCAGCGGGAGAGGACCCUCGCUGCACGCCGGCCAGUCGACCUCCGAACGCGCUCGCAUGCGCACGCGAAACCCUGUGUGCUAAAUGGAACUGAUCGGCGUUCAAUGUUAAAACAAAGAUACGAGGAGGUCAACAUGGCGAUACAGAGCGUCUCGAGGUACCCCAGCGGCCCCGCGGAGGCCACCGAACCGAAGACCUCCAGGAUAAGUUUCAGCGUAGCUUCCAUCCUGGCGGACACCAAGAACCAAGUGGGUGAGACGGAAAUGAUCAGGCACCACCGGACAAUACCGGAGUCGCCGUUGCGCCAGUCCCCGGAGGCACAACCCGAGCUUCCAGGGGCGAAGUCCCCGCGGCCGUCCUCCCAGACGCCUCCGUUAAACCUAAACGUUUCCGCGAACAUGACAUCGUCUGACGAAGAAUAUGAAGACUCGGUGAAUCAAGAGGACUCUAUAGUGGACGUGGAAGAUCUGCAGAAUGGCCAGAGCGAUGACGAGGAAAGGAAUGAUAAGAGGCUAGGGCCGAUAAGGCCGACGCCGUUCAGCGCGCUGGCGGCGGCCGCGGCGGCCUAUCACGGGCUCGGCUGGGCGGGACCGUCGCCGGUGGUGCCGUCGUUUGGACCCUUAUUCCAGUCACAUUUCCCGGGACAUUUAACAGACCACAACGGCGAGCCACCGAAGCUAAAAUGCAAUCUGAGGAAACACAAACCUAACCGAAAACCAAGAACCCCGUUCACUGCGCAACAGCUUCGCGCACUAGAGAGCAAAUUCGUCGACAAACAAUACCUUAGCAUCGCCGAAAGAGCCGAGUUUUCAUCGUCAUUGGGAUUGUCUGAAACACAGGUAAAGAUCUGGUUCCAAAAUCGGCGAGCGAAAGCGAAGCGAGUGCAAGAGGCCGAAAUUGAAAAGCUAAAAAUGGCGCAGUUCUCCCGCCACCCACAUCACAUGUACCCUCAUCCCCUGCAGCAAUACUUCCCCCACCAUUUAAUGGGGAGGCCGUUACCUCCCAUGAUGCCCCAUUUAGCGAUGCAGCCUCCUCAAGGAUCACCUUCACCCAGUACACAGACCAGUAGUCAACAAUAG
Leptosia nina is the source of this 1284-nucleotide messenger RNA. The record is from the annotation of a GenBank genome assembly. Lineage: Eukaryota; Metazoa; Arthropoda; Insecta; Lepidoptera; Pieridae.